Molecule: messenger RNA, 804 nt
Organism: Pochonia chlamydosporia 170
Lineage: Eukaryota; Fungi; Ascomycota; Sordariomycetes; Hypocreales; Clavicipitaceae
Exons: 2
Coding region: 1-804 (267 amino acids)
Source: RefSeq, a predicted model, not a curated record
AUGACCCUAGCGACAUACACGGCGAGCAUGGCUGUGGAAAAGCCCCAUUUAGCCGUUGAUAUUCCAAGCUAUGUGGAAGGUAUUUAUGUGCUCUUCUCUACCAACACAUUCUUCAUCGAGAGCCAGGCCAUACUAGAUGCCUUAUUCUGUCCUGGCCCUCACAUCCACCACUUAGUUCCUCAGGAGCGCCUUGCCUCCAUUACCUCUCUGGAGCUAAUUUGGGACCUUUCGCUCUUUGGUCGGCUUCCAAAUCCAGAACCAGACAAACCAGGCCACCACCAUGACCCAGACCGCCGCCGAGCUGCUGAUCGGGACAGGCUGGCCACGCACCUCCGCCGUAUUGGCGACGUUGUCCCAAAUUUAACCAGUCUAGUUCUAUCCUUCACUGAGGCCCUCUACUUCGGUAGUGCAGUGAAACCGCGAGACGCUUUAGACGAGAUUGAUCAGGUGCUCCUCAGGCCGCUGGCCGAUGCUGUGGCGUGCCUCCCGCGGCAGAAGUGGCCAGUCGUUGUCGAGCUUCCCGAGAAAGUCUUUGAUGCCGUCCGCCGCGCGGCAAGGGACCAGCUAUUGGGAUUACAGCCGCCAAUAGACGAGCAGCACGACGGUGUCUGGUCACAAUACCCUCUAAGCCCGAGUGGAGAUCAGGCGAGCUCAGGUGAUGGGCUGAGCCCUAUUGCUAGCUCUGCACCUAAUCUAAGACGCCGGUAUGAUACAGAUGGGGAUCAGUAUGGGGAUCAGUAUUCUUACUAUUAUAUUAAAGAAGGCGUUUGCACUACUCGCUACUGGGAAUGCACGAUGACUUAA